Tarenaya hassleriana is the source of this 654-nucleotide messenger RNA. RefSeq names its product thioredoxin H5-like. Lineage: Eukaryota; Viridiplantae; Streptophyta; Magnoliopsida; Brassicales; Cleomaceae. The transcript is spliced from 3 exons. The record is from RefSeq and is a predicted model, not a curated record. The coding region runs from base 110 to 466 and encodes 118 amino acids.
UCCGACCCGCCUCUUCUAUAAGAACCCAUCGGGGACCAAGAAGUUUUUUAAUCACCGAGAAAAACUGAAGAAUUGAGAUUCAUCUGUGCGAGCUUCGAUCGAAGAGAAAAUGGCGGCUGAAGGAGAAGUGAUCGCUUGCCAUUCCGUUGAGGCCUGGACCGAGAAGUUCAAAGAGGCCAACGAAUCUAAGAAAUUGGUCGUGAUAGAUUUCACCGCUUCGUGGUGCCCACCAUGCCGUUUCAUUGCACCGGUCUUUGCAGAACUGGCAAAGAGAUUCCUCAAUGUAGUGUUCUUCAAGAUUGAUGUGGAUGAGUUGCAGUCUGUUGCUAAGGAAUUCGAUGUGGAGGCGAUGCCGACAUUUGUGUUCCUGAAGGAAGGGACUGAAGUAGAGAGGGUGGUCGGUGCUGACAAAGUGAAGAUCGAGCAGACACUGAACAAACACGCCGCUACUACUGCCUCGGCUUGAUCCCUAUCCGAAGACAUGCUUUGUUGCUCUUUCUAUGUGUUUUGUUCUGUUUGCAUCUUUGGUUAUGUUAUGGUAAUAACAAAACCUUGUAGCCUAUCCUAUCUGAAUGCUUUAUGAACCGAUUUAUGUCCCCUUUCUGCUGUCUAACGUAGCUUGAAUGAAUCAUCGGAGAUUUCAUUACGAGUUUA